Messenger RNA from Porites lobata, 558 nucleotides. NCBI's taxonomy places the organism in Eukaryota, Metazoa, Cnidaria, Anthozoa, Scleractinia, Poritidae. The record is from the annotation of a GenBank genome assembly.
AUGCCUCCAAAACUUUGUGAUAUUAAGUAUGUGCCACAAGUGGUUAAGCACGUUUGUCAUUCUACGCUGGAAAAGCAUAAGCGGUGCCUCGUGGAGAUAUUUAGAUUUUAUAUAGGCUUAGUUGAGAGUCAUGCAAAGGAAGUUACUGCAUUUCACCUUUAGCCAUCCAAAACUAAGUUCGGGUUCGAUAAAGUGCCCGUAGGUAUUAACAGUUUGAACAAGAUGCCUGAAAUGUGCGAGGCGGCCGGGUUUAAAUGCAAAACCGCUUAUAGUUUGUGCGUUACCCGUGUUUCUUCCCUGUUCAAUGAUCGGGUAGAAGAAAAAUUGAUUCUCGAAAGGUCAGGGCAUCCUUCUAAUGCAUUGUUUCAGUACAAAAAGCCUAUGGAAGAAAAUGUGUUUAAAGUUUCAAAGAUCCUAGGUACAAGUGUUAGUGCAGUUUCAUGUUCUACCACAGAAAAACAAGACGAAUCUCUUGUUUUUAAGGAUGUUGUUUUCCAAAACGUAAAAUUUCAAAACUGUACAAUUAAUAAUAUGUUGCCCUAUUGUUGUUGUAGGUAA